CGACAGGCACAAUUGGGGCUUUUUUGGCCUUGUGGGCGUCCAAAAAAAAAACCCCCCCCACCUACAAAAAAUAAUCUCGCCUUUUCCUCUUCAAAUCACGGCCCGUAUACUCCUAUUCGAGCCUGUAUUGGCCACCGUCUUCCCGGCUACGACGUCGCAACCACGAAAACGAAAGGCUGCAAAUAUAAUCACACUCUCCUUCCUCUACCAUUUCUAUCGGUCGCUGCAGCCCGAACCUCGAAGCCUGCUAUCUCGCGUCGUCCUUACUAGCGUUACCGUUUUUUUCCAGAAAAAAAAAGAGAGAAACUGAAGGCGGUUGAAGGCGGGGCAACUUUCCUCUACCCGGCUUCUCUCCCCCUCCCCCUCGUCCCUCUACGAACGUAUCUACCUUGAUCUACGCACCGCUAGAACCCUCUGACUAUACGCCCUCCCAACAUGGCGCCCUCUUUCGAUCAUCUGCGUGAUGCAGACGUCGACGAGGAUGACUACGAUGAAGAUGAGAUUGACUUCUCCGACCUGCGCGAGAAGUAUGAGGUCCAGCUCGAGCAAGGAUACGACGCCUUCGUCGUCAUCGACGGUCUGCCCGAAGUCACCGAAGAGCAGAAGCCCAGGCUGGUGAAAUUCUUGCUCAAAAAGCUAAAUCAGGUUGGGAAGACGAAAGAAGACCAAGUCUACAUGCCCAUGGAGAAUGGCUCGUCGCUGAGGUUCGCCUUUGUGGAAUAUUCCUCGCCAGCCGAAGCCGCCGCCGCUGUGAGGCAGCUUGAUAUGGUGCCCUUGGACAAGAGACACACGCUGAGGGUCAACAAGAUGAGCGACAUCGACCGAUACGGGCGGGAAGGUCGUGUAGACGAUAACUACGUGCCACCUAAGAUCGAGGAAUUUACCCCAAAGGAGCACUUGCGCUCCUUCUUAGCCGACCCGAGUGGCCGCGGUCGUGAUCAGUUUGCUAUGUAUCGGGGUGACGUCGUCGGCGUAUUCUGGAAUAACGAAAAGGAUACCCCCGAGAAUAUCGUCGACCGACAGCACUGGACCGAGAGCUUCGUCCAGUGGUCGCCCCUGGGCACUUUUCUAGUAUCCGUUCACCAGCAGGGUGUCCAGUUGUGGGGUGGUGCUUCCUGGUCUCGACAGAAGCGGUUCGCGCAUCCGUUUGUCAAUAUGCUCGACUUUUCCCCGAACGAGAAGUAUAUCGUUACCUGGUCGAACCGGCCCAUCUCCAUACCCGAUGAAGGACAUCCCCAGCUCUCCCUGGACGAGGACGGGAAGAACUAUGUUAUCUGGGACGUCGAAACUGCCAAGCCGUUGCGAUCAUUUGCGAACCUUGAUCUUCCGAGUGCCAACGACUCCCACGCGAUACCAGCCAAACAACCACCAAAGUUUCCCUGGCCGGCGUUCAAGUGGUCUGCGGAUGACAGGUACGUAGCGCGGUUGACCCAGGGCUCCUCCAUAUCGGUCUACGAGCUGCCUCGCAUGGGCCUGCUGGACAGGACGACGAUUAAGAUCGACGGCGUCAUGGACUUCGAGUGGGCGCCUUCGACGCCUCAAAGAGACGGCGUCAAACAGUACGAACAGCUUUUCUGCUUCUGGACGCCGGAGAUUGGGAGCAAUCCCGCGAAAGUUGGCUUGAUGAGCAUACCCUCGAAGCAGAUUGUCCGAUCGUUGAACUUGUUCAGCGUUUCGGACGCUAAACUUCACUGGCAAUCAGAUGCCACGUACCUUUCCGUGAAGGUCGAUCGGCAUUCCAAGUCGAAAAAGUCGCAGGCCACCACCCUCGAGAUCUUCCGUGUAAAGGAAAAGGGCGUCCCGGUUGAAGUUGUAGACACGAUCAAAGACACUGUCAUCAACUUCGCCUGGGAGCCGAAGGGGGAUCGUUUCGUUAUCAUCACCACUCCGGAGCCGACCGGCCCCACAGCUGUCGCACCCAAAACCUCGGUUGCCUUCUUCUGCCCCGAGAAGGCCAAGGGAUCAGCCGUAGGCAAUUUCAAGCAUUUGCGGACCCUCGAUAAAAAGAACAGCAACGCCAUCUACUGGUCCCCCAAGGGCCGCUUUGUUGUCAUUGCCACAGUUGCCAACCAGCAGAGUUCGGAACUCGAGUUCUACGACCUCGAUUUCGAAGGCGAGAAGCCCGAGAGCGAUAAGGACCUCACGGCUAACUUGCAGCUCAUGAAUGCGGCUGACCACUACGGCGUCACAGACAUCCAGUGGGAUCCGUCAGGGCGUUUUGUCGCCUCGUGGGCGUCCGUCUGGAAGCACGCGAUGGAGAAUGGGUACCACGUGUACGAUUUCAAGGGUGAACUGCUACGGGAGGAACACGUUGAAAAGUUUCGCCAAUGGUUAUGGCGACCACGCCCCCCCACACUCCUUACGAAGGACGAGCAAAAGCAAAUCCGCAAGAAUCUAAGGGAGUACUCGAAGACGUUCGAGCAGGAGGACGCGGAACGCGGAGCGUCGGCCGAUUUGGCGGUUGUCGAGGCCAGGAGAGGCCUGCUCGACGAGUGGCUGGCGUGGCGUGCGUCUGUCGAAGCUGAGCUCGAGGACGAGAGGUUCGACCGAGGUUUGCCAAAGCACCCGGCCGAGGCGGACGGCAAGGCGGCAGACGAUGGCGAGGAGCAAGUCAUCGAAGAGAUUGUCGAGGAGGUGCUCGAGGAGAGCGAGGAGAUCAUUCCUUGAUAUUCUUCUCUGUCCGCACCGCGGUGUGGGUUGGCCGGGGAUACCUAACAAAUAAACGGCAUUCUAUGCGAGGGCACUUAUGAGAUUUGCUGCUAGGUGGCAUUAACCAUGACGAUUGUGGCCAAUCGACACGUGCCUAAUUAAGAGGACCGGGAGAGAACCAGGUGUGUUCCUGCUAACAUGUCCCUUCGAGUUUGGCCUAUAAUAGUAUGUAAAUGCAUAUCAUAUGCCUUCCUAGGCACCGUGCUGGCCCGAUCGGGGUGUUCUCGGCGUGGGCUUCUCUGUCCGAUUCUACCGCGCAGCUAGCGACGUGGCAUUCGUUUUCGGACGCGCUGUCGAGGUGUGUAGCAGGUGGGAAGACUGUGGGAUGCCGCAGCCCCAUCUUAGCCACGAGGGAGAGUUGGGAGAAGGAGGUUGUAAAUGAAGACGGAGAUGCGGAGUGCAUGCAUGAGUUGAAACGCCUCGAGCGAGUAAACGAAACAAAGUAUAGAAACGAAACAAAUGUAGGCGAGUUCACCUGCUGUUUCUAGCCCCUGCCGUAUCCGUUCCGGGGAGGAAGGUCACAGGUGAGAAUCUAGACUGCCUCCUGUCUUCCAUCCUACCUGGCCGCCUG
Molecule: messenger RNA, 3280 nt
Organism: Durotheca rogersii
Lineage: Eukaryota; Fungi; Ascomycota; Sordariomycetes; Xylariales; Xylariaceae
Product: eukaryotic translation initiation factor 3
Exons: 3
Coding region: 436-2667 (743 amino acids)
Biological process (GO): translational initiation
Cellular component (GO): eukaryotic translation initiation factor 3 complex
Molecular function (GO): translation initiation factor activity; RNA binding; translation initiation factor binding
Source: RefSeq, a predicted model, not a curated record